AUUGCAAGCCAAAAGAAUUCACGCUCUUUACUCAACCUCUAAAACCCGACGUCUGAAAAGAAAUCCCUCGAACAUUUAACAACCUCCUAAAGUCUGGUACUGCUCAUUCACUAGAAAAACGCUCCCACUCCGAUCGUGCGGAUCGAGUAUCUCUAUUUGCAGAAGCUUUUCUCAGAGAUAGAAAGGAGGAGGAUUUGUGCUUCAAAUUGAUAGUAGCUACGAUGCCUACAGUGAGUGUAAAAUGGCAGAAGGAAAUUUUUCCAGCAGUCGAAAUUGACACAAGUCAGCCACCUCUUGUAUUCAAAUGUCAGCUGUAUGGACUGACUGGUGUCCCCCCCGAGAGACAGAAGAUCAUGGUUAAGGGCGGUCUCCUCAAGGAUGAUGCUGAUUGGGAUGCCCUGGGUGUGAAGGAAGGACAGAGAUUGAUGAUGAUGGGCACUGCAGAUGAGAUAGUCAAGGCUCCAGAAAAGAAACCUGUAUUUGUUGAGGACCUUCCAGACGAAGAGCUGGUUGCUUCUGUGGGCCACACAGCUGGUUUAUUCAAUCUGGGCAAUACGUGCUAUAUGAACUCAACUAUUCAAUGUUUACAUUCUGUUCCAGAACUUAAGUCGGCACUGCAAAAGUAUACUUAUUCUGGAAGGAGCAAUGAUUUAGACCCAUCAUCGCAUCUUUUGACUGUUGCUGCUAGGGAUUUAUUUGGUGAGCUGGAUCGAAGCGUUCGACCUGUUGCUCCCACGCAGUUUUGGAUGGUGCUGAGAAAAAAGUAUCCCCAGUUUGGUCAGCAACAUAAUGGUUUAUUCAUGCAACAGGAUGCAGAGGAAUGCUGGACACAGCUUAUUUACACGUUGUCUCAGUCUCUAAAAUCAUUAGAUUCGAGAGAUAAUGAUGAAGCUGUGAAGCAGUUAUUUGGGAUUGAGCUUGUCAGCAAGAUUCAAUGUGCUGAAAGCGGAGAGGAAACUUUGGAAACAGAGACAGUGUUCUCUUUGAAGUGUCACAUAUCUCAGGAGGUCAAUCAUUUGCAUGAUGGGCUUAAACAUGGCUUGAAGUCUGAUUUGGAAAAGGUAUCACCUGCGUUAGGUCGUACUGCAGUGUAUUUGAAAGAGUCACGCAUUAACAGCUUACCAAGAUAUUUAACCAUCCAAUUUGUCCGUUUCUUUUGGAAGAGAGAGUCAAACCAAAAGGCGAAGAUAUUGAGGAAAGUAAAUUAUCCUUUGGAGUUAGAUAUUUUUGAUUUCUGUUCUGACGAACUUCGUGAGAAAUUAAAGGAACCACGCCAGAUACUUAGAGAUCAAGAAAGUGCAAAAUUUGGACUGAAGUCAAAAGAAAAACAGAUGGAUGAAAUGGACAAAAAUGCUGGAACUUCAUCUACAGAGGGAUUGGAUACUAAUGGCUCAUCAUCAGAUAGCACUGCUGCUGAAAGAAAACAGGCUAUGGGAACUGAUAAAAUACCACAGUUGACUGGUAUAUAUGACCUCGUUGCCGUGCUAACUCAUAAGGGGCGUAGUGCAGAUUCUGGACAUUAUGUUGCUUGGGUCAAACAAGACAAUGUCUUUGAUUCAGGAAAGUGGGUGGAAUUUGAUGAUGACAAUCCUAUUCCACAAAGAGAGGAAGAUAUUACAAAGCUUUCUGGUGGAGGUGACUGGCACAUGGCUUAUAUAUGCAUGUACAAAGCUCGCACUUUGAUCCAUCCUUAGAAUAUGGUAGCAAUUUUAGCUAGUCAUGGGUAAUUAUAUAUAAUAUUUCAAAUUUUUUGAGUAAAUACUCAACAUUGCAGAAUAGAUAAAAAAUAAAUUGAGCUUACCAAUUGUUUUUAUGAUAUUUAUAUUUCGAGGUAGCUAUUACAGUCCUUGUAGUCUUGUUGAGUUAUAAAUAUUGUGUUAAGUAUGUAAAUUUCUGGCAGGUCCUGUAAAAUUUGUUUUUAUAAACUUUAAAUUUAAUUGAGCUUUAUUCGUGGGGUUCAUUUAUGAGCCUUCAUUUCAAUGAUUA
Molecule: messenger RNA, 1986 nt
Organism: Cryptomeria japonica (Japanese cedar)
Lineage: Eukaryota; Viridiplantae; Streptophyta; Pinopsida; Cupressales; Cupressaceae
Product: ubiquitin carboxyl-terminal hydrolase 6
Exons: 18
Coding region: 222-1694 (490 amino acids)
Biological process (GO): proteasome-mediated ubiquitin-dependent protein catabolic process; regulation of proteasomal protein catabolic process; protein deubiquitination
Molecular function (GO): cysteine-type deubiquitinase activity; proteasome binding; protein binding
Source: RefSeq, a predicted model, not a curated record